Coniophora puteana RWD-64-598 SS2 is the source of this 2586-nucleotide messenger RNA. RefSeq lists its product as uncharacterized. The record is from RefSeq and is a predicted model, not a curated record. NCBI's taxonomy places the organism in Eukaryota, Fungi, Basidiomycota, Agaricomycetes, Boletales, Coniophoraceae. The annotation marks the transcript as partial. The transcript has 9 exons.
GGACGCAAGUGUGGACCCGAUGGCCAGUUUGUGGAUGACGAUGUCCCUCCCUUUCCACUCCCACCCCGAGCACUCAACGACUGGGCUCCCUUUCGCAACCGAGUCGAAUUCGAGACGGCAGACUUCCUUUAUCGGCGCUCCCAGGCACCUGCAGGGGAAAUCGACGAACUCAUGGACCUUUGGGGUGCAACGCUGCAAGAAUACGGGGCCCACCCACCCUUCGCCAAUCACACGGAUCUCUACAAAACGAUUGACGCUAUCAAAGCUGGCGAAGUGCCCUGGGAGUCAUUCUGUAUGUCUUACAAGGGUCCAAUGCCAGCACGCGACAUUCCGCCAUGGAUGACCUCAAAAUAUGAUGUCUGGUUCCGCGAUCCGCACACCGUUGUCAAGAAUAUGCUCGCGAACCCUGACUUCAAGGAUAGUAUGGUGUAUAGUCCAUAUCGUGACUUCGACACGUCGGGGUCACGUCAGUGGGAGGACAUGUUUUCCGGAGACUGGGUUUGGAACCAGGCGGACACUAUCGCAGAAGACCCCACCACGGCUGGGAGCACGUUCGUCCCCAUCAUCCUCGGCAGCGAUAAAACAACUGUGUCAGUUGCUACUGGCCACACGGAAUACUACCCGCUGUAUCUGUCCAUAGGUAAUGUUCAUAACACUGUCCGACGCGCACACCGGAACGCCGUGGCCCUCAUCGGGUUUCUGUCAAUCCCCAAAACUAAUCAAAGUCAUGCGGGUGAUCCUGAGUUUCGGCACUUUUGCCGACAGCUGUACCACUCCUCGUUGUCGAGGAUUCUCCGUUCUCUGCGGUCCGGCAUGACUCAAUACGAGGUUGUGCGAUUUGGGGAUGGCUACUUCCGCCGGGUCAUCUACGGCCUCGGUCCUUAUAUAGCGGACUAUCCGGAGCAGGUACUUCUCACAUGUAUCGUGCAAGGGUGGUGUCCGAAAUGCCUCGCGUUUCGGGAUGACCUUGAUGGCUCAGAUGCCGUACAUCCGGUAUUGAACCGGUGCAAAGAACACAACGAGCUCGUUAUUGAUGAGCUCAACCUCGACACACUCUGGGACAACUACGGGGUCAUCGGGAACACAAUCCCAUUCACCAAUGACUAUCCGCGCGCCGAUAUCCAUGAGAUGAUAUCUCCGGAUAUUCUCCAUCAGCUCAUCAAGGGAGCAUUCAAAGAUCAUCUUGUCGAAUGGGUCGUAACCUACUUACACAAGGUUCACCCGAAGGCUCAUGCGCUCCAAAUCCUCGAUGACAUCGACAGAAGAAUUGCGGCUGUUGCCCCAUUCGCGGGUUUACGACGAUUUCCGAACGGGCGUGGGUUUAAACAAUGGACAGGGGACGACAGCAAGGCACUAAUGAAGGUUUAUAUUCCCGCUAUCGAGGGACAUGUGCCCCGUGACGUCGUUCGCACGUUCCGUGCAUUCCUGGAAUUCUGUUACCUAGUUCGGCGUGACGUCAUCAAUGACGAGACGCUGGUCGAGAUCGAGGACGCUUUGGAGCGUUUCCACCGGUAUCGCUCCAUCUUCCAGACCCUUGGCGUCGCAACAUCCCUUUCCCUCCCCCGACAGCACUCCUUAAAGCACUACGUCUUCCUUAUCCGCCAAUUCGGGGCCCCGAAUGGCCUCUGUUCCUCAAUAACAGAGUCAAAACACAUCAAGGCGGUCAAGGAGCCCUGGAGAAGAUCAAGCCGGUUCGAAGCUCUCAAACAAAUGCUCAUCACCAAUCAACGGUUGGAUAAGUUGGCGGCUGCUCGUGUUGACUUUGCCGCACGCGGGAUGUUAAAGCAGCCAUGUGUCGAUGUAGUUAGGGCUCGGAUUGGCAUUCUCUCGCAACGUAACGGUAGCAUAGAGGACGAGGAGGGUUCUGCUAUAGAUGGACGUAUAGAGGCGAAGGUUCGAUUAGGCAGUUCUCCAGCCCGUGGGCGUGCACACACCAUCCCCGCACUCGCCGGCGAGCUCAAGCUCCCGGAGUUUGAUCUGUUUUACCAGGUCAGGUGCUUUUUGUUCGAGCAGCUUUCGCCGUCAUCGGGCGUGGACGUUGUAAACGUCCCCCUCUCUCGUCUUCCUCACCUCCCCCGGACUUCUCGCAUCUUCAUCUACAACUCAGCCACUGCUACUUUCCGCGCGCCCAGCGAUAUAUGCGGGACGGGUGGGAUGCGUUCCGAGCGUAUUCGUUCCACCCUCAACUGGCGGAAUGAAGCUGCUCGCCACGACUGCGCAUUUGUUUCGACAAAUCGCCACACCCCAGGCAUGCUAGGUAUGGAGGUGGUCCGUGUUCUUGCAUUCUUCGGCUUUGACUACAGGUCCAAAUACUACCGGUGCGCGCUUGUCCACUGGCACUCUCGAGUGCAGGACACUCGAGACGAAGACACCGGGAUGUUUAUGGUAACCCCAGACCACAACGACGACGGCACAAGCUUGCUUGCCGUUGUCCAUGUUAACUCCCUCGUCCGCGCAGCCCACCUCAUCCCAUUCUAUGGUGACAAGUUCAUUCCGGAGGGCGCCAAACACUACGAUUCAUACAAUGAUUUUGCCGGGUUCUAUGUCAAUCGGUACGCUGAUCAUCACUUGUUCGAGAUCGCGUAG